UCUCUCGUGGUCGCUGCACUUCACGAACUUCGCUUCUUGUUCGCAAUAGGGUUGCAGCAGAUAAACGCCACCACUCUCUCUAUCUCUCUCUCUCUCUUCUCUCUCUCUGUGUUACUCUCUCUCUGACUAACAAUGGGCACGUCUCUGCCUCAGAAGGAGGCCAACCUCUUCAAGCUCAUCGUUAAAUCAUAUGAAACUAAGCAGUAUAAGAAGGGAUUGAAGGCAGCAGAUUCCAUUUUGAAGAAGUUUCCAGAACAUGGAGAAACCUUAUCAAUGAAGGGCUUAACCUUAAACUGCAUGGAUCGUAAAAGCGAAGCAUAUGAACUUGUACGACAAGGUUUAAAGAAUGACCUGAAAAGCCAUGUCUGUUGGCACGUGUAUGGUCUCCUAUACCGUUCAGACAGAGAGUACAGGGAAGCAAUCAAAUGCUAUCGAAAUGCAUUGAGAAUAGAUCCAGACAAUAUUGAGAUAUUGCGUGACCUCUCACUCUUACAGGCACAAAUGCGUGAUUUGACAGGCUUUGUUGAAACCAGGCAGCAGCUACUGACUCUGAAACCCAAUCAUCGAAUGAAUUGGAUAGGCUUUGCAGUUUCUCAACAUUUAAACUCAAACCCCUCAAAGGCAAUUGAUAUUUUGGAAGCAUAUGAAGGGACACUGGAAGAUGAUUAUCCUCCUGAAAAUGAGCGUUGUGAACAUGGGGAAAUGCUACUAUACAAGAUUUCUUUGAUGGAAGAAUGUGGAUUUCUAGAGAGAGCACUUGAGGAAUUGUACAAGAAAGAGCCAAAAAUUCUUGACAGACUUGAUUAUAAAGAGCAAGAAGUUUCUCUCUUGGUGAAGCUUGGUCGCCUUGAAGAAGGUGCUAAAUUGUACACGCUGUUGCUUUCGAUGAAUCCAGAUAAUUACAGCUGUUAUGAGGGUCUACAGAAAUGUGCUGGGUUAUAUCGAGCAGAUGGUCAGUACUCUUCUGAUGAAAUUGUUCAGUUGAUCUCCCUGUAUGGAUCCCUUGCAGAGCAAUUUGCUUGGUCCUCUGCUGUUAAGAGGAUACCUCUUGAUUUUCUACAAGGUGACAAGUUGCGGGAAGCUGCGAUUAACUACAUAAGGCCUCUCUUAACUAAGGGUGUUCCUUCAUUAUUUUCUGAUCUCUCCCCAUUGUAUGAUCACCCUGGAAAGGCAGACAUUUUGGAGCAAUUAUUUCUUGAGUUGGAGCAUUCAAUUGGGACCACCAAGGGAUAUCCAGGAAGGGAAGAGAAAGAGCCACCUUCAACUCUUAUGUGGACUUUGUUUCUUCUGGCACAGCAUUAUGAUAGAAGGGGCCAGUUUGAUGUUGCUCUGUCAAAAAUUGAUGAGGCUAUUAAACAUACUCCAACUGUAAUUGAUUUGUACUUGGUCAAGAGUAGAAUAUUGAAGCAUGCUGGCGAUUUGGCAGCUGCAGCUGCUUUGGCAGAUGAAGCUAGGUGCAUGGAUCUUGCUGAUCGCUACAUCAACAGUGAAUGUGUCAAGCGUAUGCUGCAAGCUGACCAGGUGAGUUUGGCGGAAAAAACUGCUGUCUUGUUCACAAAAGAUGGUGAUCAGCACAAUAACCUUCAUGAUAUGCAGUGCAUGUGGUAUGAACUUGCUUCUGGUGAAAGUUACUUCCGUCAAGGUGAUCUUGGACGAGCAUUGAAGAAAUUUUUAGCUGUGGAGAAGCACUAUGCAGAUAUCACAGAAGACCAAUUUGAUUUCCAUUCAUAUUGCUUAAGAAAAAUGACUCUUCGUGCAUAUGUGGAAAUGUUGAAAUUUCAAGACCGUUUGCAUUCGUAUCCAUAUUUCCAUAAAGCAGCUGCUGGAGCUAUCAGAUGCUAUCUUAAGCUGUUCGAUUCUCCUUCCAAGUCAGCCACUGAAGAAGAUGACGAAAUGUCGAAAUUGCUUCCAUCUCAGAAAAAGAAGCUGAGACAAAAACAGAGAAAGGCAGAAGCACGGGCUAAGAAAGAAGCAGAAGUCAAAAUUGAAGAGUCAAGCAGUACUAGUGUCUCAAAGUCUGGGAAAAAGCCUGUCAAGCCUGUUGAUCCUGAUCCUCAUGGGGAGAAGUUAUUGCAGGUUGAGGAUCCACUAUCAGAGGCAACAAAGUACUUGAAGCUGCUUCAAAGGAACUCACCCAAUUCUUUGGAAACACACAUUCUUUCGUUUGAAGUAAAUAUGAGAAAGCGGAAAACUUUGCUUGCUUUUCAGGCAGUGAAGCAGCUGCUCAGGUUGGAUGCUGAAAGCCCUGACACACAUAGGUGCCUGUUACGGUUUUUCCAUGAAGUUAGUUCCAUGGCUGUCCCAGCUACUGACUCUGAGAAACUUAUUUGGACUGUAUUAGAAGCCGAGCGACCAGAAAUCAGUCCGUUGCAUGAGAAGUCUCUGUUAGAGGCAAAUGAGUCAUUCCUUGAUAAGCAUAAAGAUUCGUUGAUGCACAGAGCAGCUGCUGCUGAAAUGCUCUAUCUUUUGGAACCAAGCAAUAAGGGCAAGGCUGUGACAUUAAUUGAGGAUUCAAGCAGCAACUUGGUUCAAAGAAAUGGAGUGCUUGGAACAGUUGGGAAAUGGAAACUCAAGGACAGUAUUGCGGUUCACAAGCUACUCUCCUCAGUGUUAGUUGAUCUGGACGCUGCGUCAAGAUGGAAAGUUCGUUGUGCCGAAUACUUCCCGUACUCCACAUAUUUUGAAGGAAGUCGCAGUUCUGCAGUUCCUAAUUCCUCAUACAACAAGAUUUCUAGUAAUCCUGAAAAUGGAGUCAACCAUCCUGUGGCCGGCAUAGGCAUGGAUUCUCUUGCACCAAAUGGAAAACUGGAAGCAUUUAAGGACCUCUCUAUCUAACAAGUGGAGUUGAAAGCUCACUUUGGGCAAUGUAAUUCUACAUUCAUCAGUAUGCGUGAGAGUUAGGUCACAGCGACCAAGCCGCGGCUUUGGAGAUAGUGCGUUCAGCCAUUGGGCAAGUAUCAUUCAUAUGGCCUUUUCCAGUUCAUGGCCAUUCUGUCGCUUUAUUGGGUUGGCAUUUACUUAUGUUCUUCUUUGCCCUCUCUCCCUUUCCCUCUCAUCUAGGAAUUUCUUUUUCUAAUUGUGUAUAAUCUUCCUCCACUUCCGUUUCCGGUCAGAUUUCAUAGCCUUGCGUGUCUGUGGGCAUGAAUGAGAAAAGGUGGUGGGCUCCAUGGGAAUGCAUUAAACUAAGGUUUCCCUUUUUAUUGUUAGUCUUACAAUCUAUAGGAGAUCCUUGAGGAGGAGCGACAGGAGAAAUUUUUGAGAACUGAUGCUUCGUCAGCAUCAAGAACAAGUGGCCUCUGCAAAACUACUUCUGGAUAUAUGUUGUACUUCCUUGUUUAUGUCAACCAUUGUUUUCCCUUUGUAUAAACAUUGCAUUCUGUGAAAAAUUUUGGAAUGAGAGAUGUUACAAAUGAUAGAUUUUGCAUCAAUAACACAUGCUCUUCUGGGUUGGUUCU
This is a messenger RNA of Rhodamnia argentea, 3455 nucleotides long. Its product is annotated as N-terminal acetyltransferase A complex auxiliary subunit NAA15. Gene Ontology annotation, cellular component: cytoplasm. The record is from RefSeq and is a predicted model, not a curated record. Gene Ontology annotation, molecular function: protein binding; protein-N-terminal amino-acid acetyltransferase activity. Gene Ontology annotation, biological process: N-terminal peptidyl-methionine acetylation. The transcript has 26 exons. NCBI's taxonomy places the organism in Eukaryota, Viridiplantae, Streptophyta, Magnoliopsida, Myrtales, Myrtaceae. The coding region runs from base 133 to 2835 and encodes 900 amino acids.